Messenger RNA from Marchantia polymorpha subsp. ruderalis, 1589 nucleotides. The record is from the annotation of a GenBank genome assembly. Lineage: Eukaryota; Viridiplantae; Streptophyta; Marchantiopsida; Marchantiales; Marchantiaceae.
UUAGGGCCCGGCGAGUGCCUCAGCUGUGACAGAAAUCGCUCGUCGAUGUGCGGAACAGGGAAUCGAUCGAUUCUGUGAGACAGAUUGUGAAUUCGUGAUGGUGCGGGUCGAAGGAGCUGGCGGGCACAGAUGACAGCGGUAGCAGUCGGAAAUUUAGUGAACGAGUUGGGUGAAAUCUAGUAUGCGCAGAUGGGGAAGCGCGAAAGGGAUGGCGGGGAGAGUGAGCGAGAGAAGGAGGAGCGAGAAGCCAAUGCUCACGUGGGACAAUUCUUACCGUCUCAGAUCAGGAAUAAGUGUAAGAGAUCCGAAGCUUAUGCCAAAGUGAAGAAUGAGAAGAAGAAAGCUAAGAAGCAAAAGAUUAAGCUUCGCGACGAAGCAGAGAAGGAAGCGUUGGAGCUCGGCAAUGUUCCCCCACCCAGGAAAAUCCCUCGUACUAUUGAAAACACCCGAGAAGCAGAUGAAACUGUAGCUCAGGCUGAUGACGAGGAGCUGCAAGCUGAAGAGGGUGCCGAUGAGUUCAGCCAGUAUUUUGCUCAUGAGAUCACUCCGAAAGUCAUCAUUACAACCUCGCAACAGAAUUCAGUGGCUACAAGGAAGUUUUGUGCGGAUCUUCUCACCGUAAUUCCGAAUUGCCACUACUACAAACGAGGGACUUACAAUUUGAAGCAGAUUGUUAAGUACGCCAUCAAUCGAGAGUUUACCAGUAUUAUCGUCAUUAACGAAAAUCGGAAAGAACCAAAUGGGAUGCUUGUUGUAAACUUGCCUGAAGGUCCAACGGCGCACUUCAAACUGUCCAGCGUCGUCCUUAGCAAGAGGAUCAAGGGACAUGGUAAAGCAUCCCGCCAUCAGCCAGAGCUGAUCUUGAACAAUUUCACCACACGCUUGGGCCAUCGAGUUGGAAGGAUGUUCGCGUCAUUAUUCCCGCAGGAUCCAAAUUUCCGAGGAAGGCGCGCAGUCACAUUCCAUAACCAGCGUGAUUUUAUUUUUUUCCGACAUCACAGGUACAUAUUUGAAAGCAAAGAGAUUAAGGAGAAAAAGGAGAAACCGAACAAGGUAGACCCAAAGGCCGUGAAAGAGAAGAAGAAACUACCGAAGGAACAAGUCAUUGCCCGCUUACAGGAGUGUGGUCCACGAUUUACAUUGAAGAUGCAGAGUUUACAGCAUGGGACUUUUGACACGAAGUAUGGAGAAUAUGAAUGGCUCCAUAAGCCCGACAUGGACACCAGUCGCAGACGAUUUUUCUUGUAGGCUAAUCAGAGCAGAAAUGCUCCCAUUGAGAGUGUGAAAUAGUCAAAGGCUUUAGUUAUAGUAGUUGUCCAGAACGCGGACAGUCUUCAGUAGGUCAGAACUUGAUUCUAUACAUGGCGGAGCAAUUUAUCCUCAAUCCUAGUACCAGUUUUGCAGCGGAGAAAAAUGUGAAGAUUGCCUUGUGUACAUCGAGGCCGACGAGUUCGACCUGUUAAAGGAGCGGAGCAGUUCGUAUAGGAUAAUGAUCUGGGCGAGGUAGAGAAUUUCAAAAUGUUAUCAUAAUCAUGGAGUGAACAUCGAAAGCAAAAGUGAAUUUUUGAAAUGUUCAUUGCGUCAAGUAU